CUUUCACUUAAAUUUUGGUUGGGGCAACGUGCACACUAUACAAAUAUUAUAUUGCUGCUGGUAAAGUUUGAAAUUUCAGCGCGAUUUUCUUAUUUUAUUAAUUUGAUAUCCAAAAAUGGGUAGUUCAGAAGAGGACGAGAAUUCUGCAAAUGGGAGUAGUGAAGAGGAGGAAGUUGAUGAGGUAUUGUCCGGUGAUGAAGAAGCUGCAGAAGACGAUGAAAGCGAAGAUGGAUUGGAUGGAGUAGAUGAAGAAGAGCCAGACGAAAAGGUCGAAAGCUCUGUUACAUGGAAAGACCUUGGCUUAACAGAUGUAUUGUGUAAAGCAUGUGAGGAAUUGAAAUGGAAAGCACCUUCAAAAAUACAGAAGGAAGCCAUACCAGUAGGAUUGCAAGGGAAAGAUAUAAUAGGAUUAGCUGAAACUGGUUCUGGUAAGACGGGUGCAUUUGCUUUACCAAUACUGCAAGCACUGCUGGAUAAUCCGCAAAGGUAUUUUGCGCUCAUACUAACGCCUACGCGUGAAUUGGCCUUUCAGAUAUCGGAACAGUUUGAAGCUCUAGGUAGUUCGAUUGGUGUUAAAUGUUGCGUUGUCGUUGGUGGCAUGGAUAUGGUUUCCCAGGCAUUGCAACUUGCGAAAAAGCCUCAUAUAAUUAUAGCAACUCCUGGGCGCUUGGUUGAUCAUUUGGAAAACAUGAAAGGUUUUAAUCUGAAGGCUAUAAAAUACUUGGUCAUGGAUGAAGCUGACCGCAUUCUGAAUAUGGACUUCGAAACGGAACUGGAUAAAAUAUUGAAAGUCUUGCCGCGCGAACGUCGCACAUUUUUAUUCAGUGCAACUAUGACGAAGAAAGUGAAGAAGUUACAACGGGCUUCGUUAAAAGAUCCAGUUAAGGUGGAGGUUUCCAACAAGUAUCAAACGGUUGAGCAAUUGCAACAAUACUAUAUCUUUAUACCAGUGAAAUAUAAAGACGUCUAUUUGGUCCACAUAAUAAAUGAGUUGGCAGGCAAUAGCUUUAUGAUAUUUUGCAGUACCUGCGCAAAUACUGUACGUACGGCGUUAAUGCUCCGUGCAUUGGGUCUAGCUGCUAUACCCUUACAUGGUCAAAUGUCACAGAAUAAGCGUUUAGCUGCAUUAAACAAAUUCAAAGCGAAAAAUCGUUCGAUACUUAUUUCCACAGAUGUUGCAUCUCGUGGUCUUGACAUACCGCACGUGGAUGUGGUUUUGAAUUUUGACAUCCCUACACAUAGUAAAGACUACAUACACCGUGUUGGCCGUACAGCUCGUGCGGGUCGCUCUGGCAAAGCAGUCACUUUUGUUACUCAGUACGAUGUUGAGUUAUAUCAACGAAUUGAACACCUGCUUGGAAAACAGUUGCCAAUAUAUCCUUGUGAGGAGGACGAAGUAAUGGCACUGCAAGAGAGAGUGAGUGAAGCGCAGCGUACUGCGAAAUUGGAACUGAAGGAUUUGGAGGAUAGUAAAGGUAGUAAAAAAGGAAAAUACAAGAAAGGUGGAGAUGACUACGAUGACUCCGAACAAUUUACUGGCGCUCGAAAACGUAUGAAGCCGCAAGGUGGUGGUGGAGGUAAGAAAAACUGGAAGAAGGCGAAAAGAAAAUAGAGCAACACUAGUAUGUACUAAUAUUUAGUAUUGUUAGCUCAUUCGACUUGAUAUAUGUAAAUUUAUUUUAAUAUUAAAAAUUCACCUAAAAUUA
Messenger RNA from Anastrepha obliqua, 1706 nucleotides. RefSeq names its product ATP-dependent RNA helicase DDX47 (gene pths). The record is from RefSeq and is a predicted model, not a curated record. Bases 116 to 1612 code for a protein of 498 amino acids. Gene Ontology annotation, molecular function: ATP binding; RNA helicase activity; nucleic acid binding. The transcript has 3 exons. Lineage: Eukaryota; Metazoa; Arthropoda; Insecta; Diptera; Tephritidae.